Molecule: messenger RNA, 2858 nt
Organism: Epinephelus lanceolatus (giant grouper)
Lineage: Eukaryota; Metazoa; Chordata; Actinopteri; Perciformes; Serranidae
Gene: prkcea
Product: protein kinase C, epsilon a
Biological process (GO): protein phosphorylation
Molecular function (GO): diacylglycerol-dependent serine/threonine kinase activity; ATP binding
Source: RefSeq, a predicted model, not a curated record
AUGCCUGUGUUCAGUGGCCUGUUGAAGGUGCGAGUGUGUGAGGCAGUGGACCUGAAGCCCACACCAUGGGCCCUGCGUCAUGCUGUGGGGAAGAGUGGCUCCUUCCUGCUGGACCCUUACCUGGCCCUUAAUCUGGACCAGACCCGGCUCGGCCAGACCGCCACCAGGACGAAGACCAACAGCCCUGCCUGGCACCAGGAGUUCUGCACUGAGGUCCGAGAGGGAAGGAGCCUGGAGCUGUCCGUUUUCCACGAUGCGCCCAUUGGAUACGAUGACUUUGUGGCCAACUGCACCAUCCAGCUGGAGGACCUGCUGCAGAACGGGACCAGGCACUAUGAAGACUGGAUUGACCUGGAGCCAGAGGGGAAGGUGUACGUGGUCAUCGAUCUGUCCGGAUCCUCCACUGAAGCCACGGGGACCAAUGAGAACGAGGAGCGGGUGUUUCGAGAGAGGAUCGGUCCUCGCCGGCGACAGGGCGCCGUCCGAAGACGCGUCCAUCAAGUCAAUGGACACAAGUUCAUGGCCACCUACCUGAGACAACCAACCUACUGCUCACAUUGCAGAGAUUUUAUCUGGGGCGUGCUGGGGAAGCAGGGAUACCAGUGUCAGGUGUGUACGUGUGUCGUCCACAAGCGCUGCCAUGAGCUCAUCAUCACCAAGUGUGCCGGGAUGAAGAAGCAGGAGGACACACCUGAGGAGGUGGGCUCACAGCGGUUCAGUGUUAACAUGCCCCAUAAGUUCAGUAUCCACAACUACAAGGUCCCCACCUUCUGUGACCACUGUGGCUCCCUGCUGUGGGGCCUCAUGAGGCAGGGCCUGCAGUGCAAAGUGUGUAAGAUGAAUGUGCACAGGCGGUGUGAGACCAAUGUAGCUCCUAACUGCGGUGUGGACGCCCGAGGGAUCGCUAAGGUCCUGUCUGACCUGGGAGUCACGCCUGACAAGAUCUCCAACACCGCACAGCGCAGGAGGAAGUUGACUCCAGGGCAGGACCCUCCCCAGUCUCCUCCUGAGCUCUCCCAGACUGAGGAGAACAGCUUCAGCCAGCCAGCUGUCCCCACCUCCCCCUCCCAGCAGGACUUGGCACAGUUAGAACGCCUGCAGGACGCGCUGUCACUCGACCAGCAGGGACCCCAGCACUCCUCCUCCUCCUCCUCUUCCUCCUCCUCCACCACCUCCUCUUCCUCCUCGUCCUCCUCCUCCUCGGCAGGCAGGGAGAACGGACAGAUCCAGAGGAGGAGUCUCAAGGACUUCAACUUUAUCAAGGUUCUCGGCAAAGGCAGCUUCGGCAAGGUGAUGCUGGCAGAGCUGAAGGGGACGGAGGAAGUUUACGCCGUCAAAGUUUUGAAGAAGGACGUGAUCCUGCAGGAUGACGACGUGGACUGCACCAUGACCGAGAAGCGCAUCCUGGCCCUCGCCCGCCGACACCCCUACCUCACCCAGCUUUACUGCUGCUUCCAGACACGAGACCGUUUGUUUUUUGUAAUGGAAUAUGUGAAUGGAGGAGACCUGAUGUUCCAGAUUCAGCGAUCCAGGAAGUUCGACGAGCCUCGCUCUCGUUUUUACGCCGCCGAAGUCACCUCAGCCCUCAUGUUCCUACACCGCAACGGGGUCAUCUACAGGGAUCUGAAGCUGGAUAACAUCCUGUUGGACGCAGAGGGACACUGUAAGCUGGCAGACUUCGGCAUGUGCAAAGAGGGCAUCAUGAACGGAGUGACCACCACCACCUUCUGUGGCACGCCAGACUACAUCGCCCCUGAGAUCCUGCAGGAGCUGGAGUACGGAGCCUCCGUGGACUGGUGGGCCCUCGGGGUGCUGAUGUAUGAGAUGAUGGCUGGACAGCCUCCGUUCGAAGCCGACAACGAAGACGAUUUGUUCGAGUCGAUUCUCCACGAUGACGUCCUCUACCCCGUGUGGCUCAGCAAAGAAGCUGUUUCUAUCCUCAGAGCGUUCAUGACCAAGAACCCGGCCAAGCGUCUGGGCUGCGUGGUGAGCCAGGGCUGCGAGGAGGCCAUCAAGACCCACGCCUUCUUCAGAGAGAUCGACUGGGUCCUGCUGGAGCAGAGGAAAGUCAAACCACCCUUUAAACCAAGGAUUAAAACCAAGCGAGAUGUGAAUAACUUUGACCAAGACUUCACCAAGGAGGAUCCCGUGUUGACGCCCACGGACGAGGCCAUCAUCCGACAGAUCAACCAGGAGGAGUUCAAAGACUUCUCCUACUGCGCCCCCGAGGAGACGCAGACCUAGCACUUACAGACAGACAGACACACACACACACACACACACACACACACACACUGAUCCAACAACACUAAACCUGGCACGCACGUACGCACACAUUGCUGACACUCAUACAUGUGUAGAACCAUCAAUCCCUUUACAAGACACACACACACACACGCACACGCGCACACAAUCACUCCUUUGAAGCUAUUGGUUGUUGUUACUUUUUGGAAUAUUCUUUACUUGCAUUGUGUUGUUCUUGUUGCCUGGGUUAAUUAUGAAUAUAAAUAUGAAUAUGACUAUGAAUAUGAAUAUAAACACCUGCACAUGCUCUCAUACACACACACACACACACACACACACACACAUGUUGCACACUUUUAAUGCAGACACACCCACAAACACACACUACAAUCCCGAGUUUUGCUCCAACACAAACACUCUCACUGCACAUGCUCAGACAACCAAACACACACACACACACAAACACACACACACACUUACACUGCUUCUCUCCCCAGCACCAGGACUGUACAGUGGGUGCUGGGUGCAGAGGCCUGUAUAUAGCCUGUGUUGAGUGGCUGUAUUGUGUUGGUAUUGUCUGCUAGUAAAGGAGAGUCGUGGCGCAUGGACAAGCA